AUGUCUCGCUAUGGAAAGCACCCACGCCUCAGCCUGGAGGAAAGUGUAAGCUUCCAGAUCCCAGAUGAACCAGAUGAGUUCCCACUGGUUCCCACAGCUGAGAAAGAGGAGAGACAUGGAGAAGAGGGGGUAAAAGAAGAAGAGAAAGAAAAUAACAAUACGCAGAAAAAUGAGGAAGAAAACAUUGAGAAGGAAGAAGAGGAAGUAAAAGGGAAUGAAGAUGAAAAGGAAGAAUGUGGUGAUGAAGUGGAUGAGGAAGAAAAUGAGAAAGAAGAGGAAGAAUCAGACAUAGCUUCCAUGUUUUUCUCAUCUUCUAAUGUUUCUUUACCAAGUUUCCCCCCUCCUUCUCCUUCCUCCUCCUCCUCCUCCUCCUUUUCCUCCUCCUCUUCCUCCUCCUCUUCCUCCUCCUCCUCUUCCUCCUCCUCCUCCUCCUCCUCCUCCUCCUCCUCCUCCUCCUCCUCCUCCUCCUUCUCCUUCUUUUCUCUGUUUCAGAGCAACCUGGAGGGAAAUGAGGGCUAUGCUCCUGGGAUACUGAGCAUUUUUCAGAAUGCUCAAAGCUUCUUCCCCUCAUCUAUUUUAGGGGGGGAUUUAGAUGAAACAAGCAGCAAUGACGAAGAGAGUUCAGGUGCCAGUCAGUCUUCUGAAGAUCCUGAAGCCCUACUGGAUGUUGUGAUACAAGAAAAGGCUACUGAUCUGGUGUUUCUUUUCAUUUACAAGUAUAGAAUGAGGGAACCCAUCACAUUAUCAGAAAUUUAUGAGGUUGUCACCAAAGAUUAUGAGAACCAUUUUUCUGUCAUCUUCAUGGAAGCUUCUAAAUGCUUGGAGAUAACCUUUGGCAUUGAUAUAAAACAAAGCGAUCUUCUAAGCAGUGCUUAUGUCUUUGUCAACUCUCUGAACCUCACCUAUGAGGACACGCUGAGUGACAAUGAUAGAUUGCCUAGAAAUGCUUUCCUGAUAGUCAUUCUGGGUGUAAUAUUCAUAGAAGGGAACUGUGCUUCUGAAGAAAGAAUCUGGGAAUUCUUGAAGCUGGUAGGAGUGCAUGAUGGGGAGGAGCAUUUCAUUUGUGGGGAUCCCAGAGAGUUCCUCACUAUAAAUUUAGUGCAGCAAAAUUACCUAGAGUAUCGGCAGGUGCCUAAUAGCCAGCCUACAUGCUUCGAGUUCCUGUGGGGUCCAAGAGCCUAUGCUGAAACUACCAAGAUGAAAGUUUUGGAGUUCUUGGCAAAGAUGAAUGGGUGUGACCCGACUGAUUUUUCAGUCUGGUAUGAAGAGGCUUUGAGAGAUGAGGAAGAGAGGGCCUGGGCCAUAAAUGACUCUGAAGAUGGAAGCCCAACCAUGUGGCUUGCAGAGCGCUGA
Molecule: messenger RNA, 1353 nt
Organism: Arvicola amphibius (Eurasian water vole)
Lineage: Eukaryota; Metazoa; Chordata; Mammalia; Rodentia; Cricetidae
Product: melanoma-associated antigen 10-like
Exons: 1
Coding region: 1-1353 (450 amino acids)
Biological process (GO): negative regulation of transcription by RNA polymerase II
Cellular component (GO): nucleus
Source: RefSeq, a predicted model, not a curated record